Molecule: messenger RNA, 3739 nt
Organism: Macrobrachium nipponense
Lineage: Eukaryota; Metazoa; Arthropoda; Malacostraca; Decapoda; Palaemonidae
Exons: 16
Coding region: 1-3195 (1064 amino acids)
Biological process (GO): proteolysis; protein side chain deglutamylation
Molecular function (GO): metallocarboxypeptidase activity; zinc ion binding
Source: RefSeq, a predicted model, not a curated record
AUGCUUUUGGAGGAUGCAGCUGAGAUUUAUCUGGAGCUCUAUCUCCAGGCUGCUGAUUUAUUCAUCAUACUGGAAUUUGAAUAUCUGCUGGCAAAAAUUCAAACAGCUGCAGGAACUUUUAGGGUAACCCAUAUUGAUUGGGUGUUAGUUGAUGUAAUUGAGAUUCAUUUGGAGUUCCAUAUCCAAAUUACUGGCCCAAUUUUUAUUCAGUAUGCUGGAAUUGGAAUAGUUAGAGAAACUUUUAGGUUAACCCCUAUUGAGAGUAUAGAUCUUUCUUAUUCUCAGUUAAUCCCUGGUCCAAUUUUCCUGCCGAGAGCAACCAGAUUUACUGAACAGCAGCACCAUUGUGUAGUGCCUCACUGUAGAAUUUCUCUGUUCCAGAGGUCCUUUACUCCUCACCAUGUUGAACUGUGGAACAGUCUCCACACAGACGACAGCGAGAAUGAAGGUCACCUGACCAACAUCAAUCGACAGGUGAUGAGGCCGCCUGGCUGCUCUGGGAAAGCUAAAAGAGGACACCUGUGUUUCGAUGCCGGAUUCGAGACAGGGAAUCUUGGAAAAAUCGAUUUUGUGGCAGAGUACGACUACGACCUCUACAUCAGGCCUGACACAUCAAACCCUCGCUACAGGCUGUGGUUUAAUUUCACUGUGGAUAAUGUCAAGGCUGAUCAGACGGCCAUCUUCAACCUGAUCAACAUCCACAAAGGAAGAAAUUUGUUUUGCGAGGGCCUCACCCCCCUAGUCCGGUCGACCUCCAGACCCAAGUGGACCCGGAUGCCAAGUGAAAAUGUCUACUACUACGAGUCGGCCGAACACAACGGUCAGAACGUCCUGAGUUUCGCCAUCUGCUUUGACGUCGAGAUGGACGUGUAUCAGUUCGCACUGACGUACCCCUACUCGUACACCAGACUCCAGACCUUCCUCGAUGUUCAGGAUGAGAAGAACUACGGCUUUUGGUGGAGACAUUUGUUGGCGAAGACUGUGUUGAAGAGAGACUGUGAGGUGGUGACCAUCACCAGUCCCAAAAAUUACCGAGGACACGUCCAGGAAGCGGCCGAAUCCUUGGCGCUCCUUGUGACCAAUAAUGACGAGGCUGCCCCCCCCUCAGACACCCUGCAGGCCAUCCAAGGUCAAGGUCCUCAUGGGAAUGAUGGUGACGAUCAUGAAGAAGACGAUGAUGAUAAUGAUGAUGAUGACGACGACGACGACGAUGAAACUGCUGCAAAGCCCAAGAAGAAAGGACCUCCCCGGGUAGUCGUGAUCUUGGCCAGAGUCCAUGCAGGCGAAUCUCCAACGUCUUAUAUGGUCCAGGGAAUGAUGGAGUUUCUCACUGGAAAUAGCACCGAAGCCACAACACUCAGGGAUCACGUGGUGUUUAAGAUUAUUCCCAUGCUUAAUCCAGAUGGUACUUACUUGGGUAAUUACAGGAGUACUCUGAUGGGUUGGGACCUAAACCGCAGCUGGAACGAAGCCACCGUUUGGGGUCAUCCCACAAUUUACGCUGCCAAAGAUCUAAUACUGCAACUAGACGAAGCACCGUGGUGCGAGUUAGAUUUAGUGUUGGACCUCCAUGCUCAUUCAUCGCUGCUCGGAACAUUCAUCUACGGAAAUUCUUACGAUGAUGUUUACAGGCAUGAACGUCACAUCGUUUUCCCUAAAAUGAUGAGCUACGCGUGUGAGGACUACUGUCAUGAUAAUACUAUUUACAAUAAGGACCCAGCAAAGUCUCAGACAGCAAGAAGGUGGCUGUGUCAGAAUCUGAAAGAUUCAUCCAACGUCUACUCCAUCCACACGUCCAUCUACGGCUACAAGAACAGCAGAGGUGUCAUCAUUCCUUACAGCGAAGAGAGUUAUAUCCGCACAGGAAAAAACAUCGUCAUGGCUGUGUUAGAUUAUUAUCAGUUCCUGGGUCUCAUUCCACACAGCAUCCCAACUGCCCUUCCCCUUCACGACCUUCCGAGGCGCAGGGGGCCCAGCCCCCCUCCGCUCUCCAGACACGCUGCCAGGCAUCUGCAGCAGGCGAUCCGACAAACACCCCCAGCCGUCAAGUCUAAAUGGAUUAGCGGUGCCAGAAUCAAGAUGGCGCCCACUGAACCCCAGAAUGCCAAAGAACUUGAAGGCAUCGAAGUGGGUAUCACCGACACUGGUGCUAGUGCAAGCUCUGAGGAUGAAUCCUCCAUUAGUAGUGGGAGUGGCGGCAUGAGCGACAACAGCGGUCUCUUAGUGAGGAUCAAGCAGAAGGCAGCAUCAGCAGAUGAAGACGAAGUCGGUUACAUGAGAAGAUACGGUUCGGACCGCGAAACCAGAGCAGUUAGAUUGCCGGCGGUCCGGUCUCGAAAUGUAGCCGACUUUCGUGUGCUAGGUGACCAAACCAGGCGGCGGUCUGCGAGAAGAACUCGGCAGCCUAAGACCAACUACGUGACAUUAUAUCCCGACCAAGAGGAAUUGUACCAUCCACUGGCUUCAGACGAUGACACUCGGAGUCUGCCUGACCUGCCAUCGUUGAAAACUUCGCUUCCGGUCUUGCGCACUAGUGAGGGCAAGAAGAGAAGGUCCUACCCCUUUGUGCCCUCGGAAUCCCUUCGUCCCACGACGCUCGUUUGGGAGGACAUACAACGAGAUCCCCUCUCACUCGCUCACAAGGACAUUAAACUGUCGUAUAGAUAUUAUGACUUCCGACGCCUCACGAAACCUAGAAAGAAACGCCAUAGAAGAAAAGUCAAAAGUCGGUCACCAAGCCGGUCUCGAGCCCCCGUCCACCACAAUAAAUAUGGCAGUCAUUCCGUCCACAGCAAACAGAAUCAUCCGGUCCAGAAAAAAGUCAGCCAUACCAAUCCAGGGAAACAUAAAGGUAAAAGCAAGCGCAAGAGAGGCAAGCCGCGACCGCCAGCAGCAGCGGCAGCACCAUCAUCUCCAGAAGACGGAGGUCAGCCGAGGAGGAUGGUUGCCGGCGGCGGCUUCAACGCUAAGCUCAUGCCGACGGCCCCUCGUGAUGGAGUUGGAAGGAACCCUACCCAAUCGAGAGGAGUUAAAAUGAUCGAUGUCAAUCAGCUGACCAUCGGAGGAUACCGCGAGCAUGCCAAUGUCCCUCGGUGGCAGGCCGCCCCUCGGAGACCCCCAAUCGCUCCUCCUCUUUUACCCAGUUCCCCACCACUUUUGAGGAGGUUUCUUGACCCCAAAGCGCCCCUCUUUUAGUAUAUUUGGUCUCCUUUCUGCAUACAGCUUUCGUGGUAUUGCUUAUCCAUUUUCAUUAUUCAUCUCUCUCUCUCUCUCCCAUUUUGUACGUGGCUCCCUUCAUUCCCUCGCAAUUUCCUCUCCGUUUCAUAUAAACGCUGAUCCUUCGAAGCUGCAAAAACAAAUACGGAUUUGCAGUAUGGCAUUUCGUCAGUUGUUCGCUAUCAUGCAAAUCAUAUUCUGUCGUUGAAACAGUUUUUAAAAGAAAAUAAUUUGUUCCAUGAUUAUGGUUUGGGAUGUAUCCCUGAAAUCAUUAAGUAAAUCUCUAUUGCAUCUCAUUUGCAGGUGUUUUCAUGUUAAUUGCAUAUCAUGUGUAAUUUUCAUGUUAACACAAUGUUUAGACCCUGGUUUGUUAUAGCUGAAGGAAAUGUAAAGUUCGCUGAAUUUCUAGUUCUAGUCUGUAACAUGUUUUUUACAUACAUGUGAGUAAUGAUCGCUGAUAGUUAUUCGUUCCGACAAACCUAAAAAAUAAUGUAGUUUUGAUUGAUAAUUACGAGCAGAAUGG